CGAAGAAAAACACAACGACGGAAGUAAAGAAGACAAACCGGAACAUAAACAAAGGCUCAGCGUGACUCUGAAAGAGUGAGCCUGUGACACCUGUUUUUAACUGUCUCUCUGUUAGGGUCUGGUGUGUUGUGAUGUGAUGUCCGUGUUUGUACCGAUCACCAGCUUUGUGCGCAUGCGGCUCACAUGGAUAGGCUCUCUGCUGCUUAGACCCCCUCCCACUGGACUCAGGUGUGUGUUGGCAGCCGGUAAAAAGGACCUGAUAGACCUUCCUGUCCUGGUCGAGGAUGAGCUCGAAGAGCAGUUUGUGAGAGGAUCUGGACCCGGAGGACAGGCGACCAACAAAACCAGCAACUGCGUGGUGCUAAAGCACAUCCCCACUGGGAUCGUGGUGAAGUGCCACCAGACCAGAUCUGUGGACAUAAAUCGAAAACGUGCCCGAGAGAUUAUGAGGGAGAAACUCGACGUUGCGUACAAAGGAGAGCUCAGUGAAGUUGUGAUGAAGAAGAAGGAGUCUGUGCUCAGGAAGCAAGAAAAGAGGAGGAAGGCCAACGAGAACCUGGAGAGAAAGAGACUGUUGAAAGAAGCGCUGGCUGCAGACUCCAAGCCCGGAAAUGACACUGUAUGAGUGGUGUGUGUGUGUGUGUGUGUGUGUGUGUGUGUGUGUGUGUGUGUGUGUGUGUGUGUGGUCGGUGAGGUCAGAGAUACUUGAAUGAUCCUGCAUGUUGUGUCUGUAAAGCCUCAGUCUGAAGAAGUGCUGUCAGCUCUAAUAACAAGAUUUUAUUUGUUUAGCUUCGGACAGGCACAGUAUCAGUGUGUCACAUAAGGAUUAAAAUAAAGUUAUGUGUGAUUGGUUGUUUAUUCGUGUGAGUCUAAACUUGAGUUAAAUAGGGGGGUCUGCUUCGUUUACCUUUAGAUUGAAGUAGGAUGGCAAAAAUUUUGGAAGCCAUGGAGCAUUCAGCAUAUUUGAAUUUCACAAGAAAAAGCUUAAAAAGAGACGAGUUGAUCUGUGGAUGUCUUCACGUUGAAACCUAAAGGUGUCACCAGAACACAGUAAUAUAUAAGUGGACCUAUUGCAAAUGAACAUAAAAAACGUUUGCUUCUAUUUAUACUGAUUAUAGGAUGCUGAAAAAUUGCAUUGAAAUGAAUUACAGUUGCUGGACACUUUAAGUACCUUGCUGCUACCCAGUUAGAUCCCUUUUGCCUCCAGAGCUACCUAAAUUCUUUUCACAUAGAUUCAAGAUGGUGUCAGAAACAUUCCUCUUUGGUCCAUACCGGCAUAAUAGCAUUGCACAGAUUUGUAGGCUGAAUAUCCAUGAUAUAAAUGUCCUGUUCAAUCGCA
Molecule: messenger RNA, 1339 nt
Organism: Pundamilia nyererei
Lineage: Eukaryota; Metazoa; Chordata; Actinopteri; Cichliformes; Cichlidae
Gene: mtrfr
Product: mitochondrial translation release factor in rescue
Exons: 2
Coding region: 137-625 (162 amino acids)
Biological process (GO): translational termination
Cellular component (GO): mitochondrion
Molecular function (GO): translation release factor activity
Source: RefSeq, a predicted model, not a curated record